AUGAAGGUAUACAACAUAUAUUCAUUGGAGAAGUAUACAGAAAAGUACCAGUGUUCAGCAAUGAGCUUGUCGUCAACGGUUUCUUUGAAGUUUUAGGGAGAAUUAUUUCCCAGGGUGGACCUGGGUUUACUUACUUGUCACCAACAGUUUACUGGUACUUGGCAACUGGGGACUUGUCCAAAGCAUCUUGUGCUGAUGUUAGCAACAAGGCGUUGCUCACAUGCAUAGAUAAGGUAAACAACCAUAAAUGAAAGGAAUGUUACCCAUCGACCUCUUCUGUGUUGACUGAAUACAUCAGAUGAAUUUUGCUACUGAAUGUUGAAAGAGUACUUUUGCAUUCAGUAAAAAGUUCAUAUUUGAUAAUUAAGAUUACAUUAUUUGUGCUUUGUUUCCUUUACUUGUGUUAAUGUUAUCUUGAAAUAGUUAUUGAUCAUUGUAUUGUUUGAUGUACAUAAAUUGAUCUUUUUGGGAAAAAAACAUGGCAAAAUAUGGAUAGUAGCAAAAUGUCUGUAAUAUUGCUUAUAUACGAUUUUCUCACAUUACACGAUUUUGAAUCUACAGUAUUAUUUUCAUAUUACAGUAUUUCAUGUAGACUUUUAUAAAUUAUGCAAUAGUUCCAUGUUUUGCUGCUUAAAAGUUGUUUUCCAACUUUCCCUGUCCUUUCAGCAAUCCUAAGAAUUUAUUUUUUAAGGAUGACUGCAAAAAUUCCUUUCCCCUUUUCUUGUAGAUAUUAGAUGCAUCUGAUAGGGGGCUAGGUUGUGCAACUAAUGUGUGAGGCUAGGGAAAUCAGAGUUUUUUACUGUAAGUCAUCCUAAGUAUAUCAUAUUAAUGUUAAUGUAAAUCAGAACAAAAAAGAAUUUGUUCCUAAAAUGAUAUUCAUGUAUUCUCACCACCUUUGACAAUAGGUAGAUCUAAAUGUACAUCUCAGUACUAGUUCAAGUGCUUAUCAUACUUUGUUAGAUUUUGGAAAAUCUUCCAACUUACUAUGAAAUUCCUUUACAUUUGCAGCCCGAAAUUAAGCUAGAUGUACUGCAGUAACUAUUGCUUCAUGACAUUCUUGUAAAAAGAAAGUCUAUCCUUGAUCAGUUCAGGAAAGGUCUCUCCACCCUAGGCAUUUUGGCAGAGAUGGAACAUAAUCCAGGAUUAUUUGAAGAAUCUUUUGUAUGUCAGGGUGUACUAACCAUUGAUUUUGUAAUCAGCUGUCUGCACUUUCAAGAUUCAUCUGAUGAGGAUGGAGGGAUGACUGUGUGUACCAAAUGCUAAAGACUUCCAUAACAACUCUAUCUGUAGAUGAUUUGAAGAAGUUUCUUAGGUUUGUCACAGGUGCAUCUGAAGUUUUAAUGUCCACUUUUCCGCAUAGCAUAUCAGCAUAAUUUUAUAGUUGUGACAGUAUUUUCUCAUCAGCAUGUCUUCUCGAGCUCAAUUUCCAAAGUAUUUCCAAAAUUAUCCAGGUUUUGACUUAGCUAUGAGAACUGUUAUCAAUGGUCAUCAUUUACAACAGCCUAAGCAAUGAUUUUGUACUAAAUUGCCUGUAUUUUCAGUAUUCUUGUGACCAGGAUGCACAAGUUUUAUACAAGUCUUGUGGAUUUUGACUAACCUUGAAAGAAAAACAGACAUACAGGUUAUUAGUCAACUUAAUUCCAUACCCCAGUGGCAAUUGUUGAAAAAAAUUUAGGCAAUAAGAAAAAUAAUCAUCCUCAAGUAUGAAAAUACAAAUUGUUAAACUGUUUUGUUUAGAAUAACUUGUAUUUGUAAUUUUCUUGAUAGUUAUCACAGAACUUGUGUUAGACAAACUUAAUGUUCAACAAUGUCAACAAAUACUUUGAGAUUCAAAAUAAAAAUUUGAAAGUUGAAAAAAAGUGACCAGCCAUCUCUUAACUUAAUGAUGUCUUUACAACUAGAUGGCAAGGUAGAGGUUUCUUUCCUCUGAUACCUGUAGUUGGCAAGGGGCACAGCCACAAGUCAACUAUCAGAAGUCAAUGGAUACCAUGAGUGAACCAUCCAACUACUAUUUCAGCCUAACCCAAAUAACAAUCUGUUCAAUGAAAAGUUCAUCAAAAGUGCCUCAUUGAUAUUAUAACCUUGGUCUGUGAUUAUGGACAUUUUAAUUUCAUGCACUUCCAGAAAAGUCUAUCAAAAAAUUGAAAGCCCUUGUGGCCGAUCAGAUUACAAGUUCUCCCAAUAGUUGUUCACAGAGUUAUGCUUUGCAUUAUUGAAAACUAAAGUAUGUCUCAGUUGACUUAUUUCCAAUACUAUUAAUUGCUACUUUUAACAAAAUUUGAACUGCAUUUGUUUCACUUUCACUUGUUUCAUUUGAGAAGCCAAUUUGUAUCGAGGUCCAUAAGACAACUAAGGCAUUUGGAUUUCGUUCACAGUUCAGCUAGGCAUUUGAUUGCAAAAUGUUAAGACAGUCAAUGAAUAGAUCUAUUCCAUAUCUGUUUGAUAGCUGAAGUGGGUUAACAGCUGCUGUAAGAUCCUGUGUGACAUUUCCUGGAAGUUCAAUGUUUACAUCCUCAACCUCAAUUGUGGACAAUCCAUCAUCCAUGGGGGUAGGUACUGAUGGGUCAUAGCCAUACCAUAUAAAAUCAUCAUAAGAUGACUCUUGUCCCCCAAUGUAAGCUGUUCAAUGCUGUACAAUUAACCUCUCAGAUCUCAAAUGGCCCAAAACCAUAGAAGAUCCAACUAAGCAGCCAUGUUCCCUCAGGAAGGUGCUGACUUUGCUGUCCAGUUGACCAUCAGUGAUGUCACUAAAGCGUGGAAGGUGGUUAAGGUCAAACUCUGAUACUCUGCGGUGAAUAUUCCAGCGUGAAACAAGUAACAUACGCGUUAUAUCUUCUCAACUGAAGCCCAGCGAGCGGAGCUCGACCAAUGUUUCUUCCUUUAGGUCAAACUUUGGUCAUCCAGUAUGUCCAUAUUUACUCUAUUUGGUGAACACAAUGCCAAAACGGCCACUUGUGAGCACCUUGUUCUGCUUGGAAAUUGAAACCCACGAUAGCAGUCCCAAAAUAUCACCUGGAAAUUCCUGGUCAUUUCGAGAACUGAUUUCCUAUUAG
Pocillopora meandrina is the source of this 3053-nucleotide messenger RNA. NCBI's taxonomy places the organism in Eukaryota, Metazoa, Cnidaria, Anthozoa, Scleractinia, Pocilloporidae. The record is from the annotation of a GenBank genome assembly.